Messenger RNA from Helobdella robusta, 1407 nucleotides. RefSeq lists its product as hypothetical. The transcript has a single exon. The record is from RefSeq and is a predicted model, not a curated record. Lineage: Eukaryota; Metazoa; Annelida; Clitellata; Rhynchobdellida; Glossiphoniidae. The coding region runs from base 1 to 1407 and encodes 468 amino acids.
AUGGAUGGUGGCAGUUCACUGAGCAGCAAUGAAGAUCAACCAGUCAACCCAUCAUCAACAACUUCAGCAGCCAAGGCACAAAUGAUGCUUGAGAAAAAUAAAUUUCUCAAGGAUCUUUCAGAAAAUAACUUUUCAAGAGCAAAUGGGAAUCGUUCAACCAUGCCUGUUCGAGGCAGGCGAGCCAUUCUUCCCUUGUCUGGAUUUGUUAAGAAGACUCAAGAGAAUGAAUCUAACUCUAUACCUGAUUUGGAGGAGACAGAAAUUGACGUGGAGGUUAUGUUUCAAGAAAAAAUCAGUAAUAUACCAACAUGCAAUAAAAAUAACAUUGAUUCAAUUAGUACAAAAAGUAAUGGAUCUGGUAAAUCAAAUCAUCAAACGAAAUUAAUCAAUUUAAUGACUAGUAGUGACAAAGAUGGAAAAUCAAUAAUAAACUUGAACAAUUCCAUCACCAAACCUUUGAUGGUUAAUGAGGGAAUGAUUGAACUGGAUGAAGUUUUAUCCUUGCCGACUGAAGGAAACAUGAGGAAGGGUUCUAUCAAAUCCGUUGGAUCUAAUACUAAGAUCUCUUCUGCCAACAUGCCAUCUUCAUUGUUCAGUAAUCUGAAUAAUAAUGAAGAAUAUUUGCCUCCGUCAUUGGUGGCCCCAACGUUAUCUUCAUUGUCAUCUCAUCCAUCCAGUUACUCGCUCCUGCCUCACCAAUCUCUGAAUGAUGCUAAAGCAACUUCCUCCGUAAUGACAACUACUUCCUCUUCACUUUUUGCCGGCAAGAAGGAUGGUUUGUCGUCUGGUUCGAAGUUUGGAAUGUCCUUGGAACAGUGCUACAACAGUGGGGUCUUUCAACGUCGUAACCAGAAUGGAGAUGACGGAGAUAGCAUAAACAGCAGAUCAUUCAAACUUGGCAAGACGUUAUCUAUUGUUAGUGAUGGCGAUCAACAAACUGCAGCACCGUUAACUCCAUUUAGUUGCCAAAAUGUCGUUUCACCUUUCAAAGUCAAUCCAUACGCCACAAUGUCAAGAAGCCAAAUAGCGUCUAGGAUGGCAAGAAAACUAGAAGAUAAUGUCAAUCCACAGAAUGCAGACACUGUGUCUUGUAACAUUCUGUCACCGCUGCCAAACAGACGAAGUGAUACUUCUCUGUACCACAAUAAUGACGAUGCAUCAUCUCUGGCUUCCUUCCCUUCAUUCAAACUUCAGAGUAUCAAUAAUUAUCCAUCUUCUCCACAGCCUUCAUGCUUCAAGACAUCGUCAGGCACUCCAGGCCUUGUCGUUCAGCCACAACUUAACAUGACAGAUGGUGUCGAUAGGAGGAUGAGAACAAGCUCCAGUGGAUACAUGCUCAACAGAUCUGGAAGUCACAGCAAUUAUGGUGGCGGCUCUGUCUCUAGACCUCAGUCCACCAAUGGUUAA